UAUGAUCACACUUCGGUACUGUCAAUUGUCAUACGUUUGUAUAUUGACAGUCUAAAAAAUAAAUUAUUUUUAUACACAUAUUAACAUCAAUAGAGACGAACUCCACUAAUACAUAUAUUUAAUUAAAUAAACGAAAUAAGUAAUUCGUGAAAUACCCAAAAAAUGUCUCUGUCCCCGUAUUUCCGUUCACCCUUUACGGAUAUCGGUGGCGCUAUUGUAAGCCACCAAUGGUUCGGCCCUUGUGCCGAUUUGGAACUCAAGGCAGUUGAAUGUUUGGAAGCCUAUGGUUUGGACAAGGGUGUGAAAAAGUGUCAGCCACUGCUCAAGGAUUUCCAAGAGUGCUCAUUGAAGAUCAAACAGUUUGAAAGGUUGAACGCUAUGAGAAUGGAACGACACAGACAAUAUCUUAGUGGAGAACGUAAAAAGGCUGAUCAUUAUGCACCAGCUCCACCACCAGACAGUUUCUAAAUUAUAUUAAGUUCAGAUUGUAGUCACUUAAUGAUUCGUUGUACAAUAAAAUGUUAAAAAUAA
Messenger RNA from Aethina tumida (small hive beetle), 531 nucleotides. RefSeq lists its product as uncharacterized. The transcript is spliced from 2 exons. Bases 163 to 468 code for a protein of 101 amino acids. NCBI's taxonomy places the organism in Eukaryota, Metazoa, Arthropoda, Insecta, Coleoptera, Nitidulidae. The record is from RefSeq and is a predicted model, not a curated record.